AUGUCCUCGAAUUCAUUAGAACAAUUAAAAGCUUCAGGUACCACUAUCGUCACCGAUACUGGUGAAUUCGAACAAAUUGCCAAGUAUAAACCACAAGAUGCCACCACCAAUCCAUCUUUAAUCUUGGCCGCCACCAAAAACCCAGAAUACGCCAGUGUCAUUGAUGUUGCCAUUGAGUACGCAAAGGACAAGGGCUCUUCACCAAAGGAAAAGGCUGAAAUUGCCCUUGAUAGAUUAUUGAUUGAAUUUGGUAAGAACAUCUUGGAUAUUGUUCCAGGUAGAGUUUCAACUGAAGUUGAUGCCAGAUUAUCUUUCGACAAAGAAGCUACCGUCAAGAAGGCUUUGGAAUUGAUUGAUUUGUACAAGCAACAAGGUAUUGAAAAGGACAGAAUCUUGAUCAAAAUCGCCUCGACUUGGGAAGGUAUCCAAGCUGCUAGAGAAUUGGAAUCCAAACAUGGUAUCCACUGUAACUUGACUUUAUUAUUUUCUUUUGCUCAAGCUGUUGCUUGUGCUGAAGCUGGUGUCACUUUGAUCUCCCCAUUCGUUGGUAGAAUUUUGGACUGGUACAAGGCCUCUACUGGGGAAGAAUACACUGCUGAAACUGAUCCAGGUGUCAAAUCUGUUAAAGCUAUCUACAACUACUACAAGAAGUAUGGUUACAAGACCAUUGUUAUGGGUGCUUCAUUCAGAAACACUGGUGAAAUCAAGGCUUUAGCUGGUUGUGAUUUCUUGACCAUUUCUCCAAAAUUGUUGGAACAAUUGUACAACUCCACUGAAGAAGUUCCAAAACAACUAGAUGCUGCUACUGCAAAGGAUGACGAUAUUGAAAAGGUCACUUAUGUCGAUGAUGAGCCAGCCUUCAGAUUUGCCUUGAACGAAGAUGCUAUGGCUACUGAAAAAUUAUCUCAAGGUAUCAGACAAUUUGGUAAAGAUGCUGUUACUUUGUUGACUGAAUUAGAAUCAAGAUUUUGA
Messenger RNA from Candida dubliniensis CD36, 972 nucleotides. RefSeq names its product sedoheptulose-7-phosphate:D-glyceraldehyde-3-phosphate transaldolase (gene TAL1). Gene Ontology annotation, cellular component: cytoplasm; intracellular anatomical structure. Gene Ontology annotation, molecular function: transaldolase activity. Gene Ontology annotation, biological process: carbohydrate metabolic process; pentose-phosphate shunt, non-oxidative branch; pentose-phosphate shunt. The transcript has a single exon. The record is from RefSeq and is a predicted model, not a curated record. NCBI's taxonomy places the organism in Eukaryota, Fungi, Ascomycota, Pichiomycetes, Serinales, Debaryomycetaceae. The coding region runs from base 1 to 972 and encodes 323 amino acids.